Molecule: messenger RNA, 465 nt
Organism: Paracoccidioides brasiliensis Pb18
Exons: 2
Coding region: 1-465 (154 amino acids)
Source: RefSeq, a predicted model, not a curated record
AUGGUCACCUGGUGGCAUACCAGGGCUUUUGGAGGGAUCGUUCUAGCAAAAGACGAGGCAUCACGAGUUAGUGUGUUCCACCAUACCCUCACUAAUCUACCGGAGAUCCUUUCCAUCGCUGUUGAUCUGUUGCCACGUAUGGUUUGUGAAAAGCGAGUUUGCAGCACAACAAUUCCAGAAGAAGUGUCGAAUAGGGCAUGUCCACAUCUGCAGACUUAUCAGUUGGCUCGAUUGUCGUUGAGACAGCAGCCUUUUUCAUUGCAUGGCAACGGUCCGUCCUGUCAAGCUCAGCUGUUGGUUGAACACGCCACUGCCCAUACACCGGGACUCCAGAAGAAGAAUGUUGGGGAUGGAGGAGCUGCGUAUACCAAGAGAGCGCCAGGAUGCCCAGCAGCGAUGUACAUGCAAUUGGUCCCAGAAUAUGAGUUGAUUUUCAAGGAGACGAAAGGCAAGUUUACUCAAUGA